CUCUUUUAAAUAUGGUGGAAAUUCGAAUGCCCGCCUAGUUCUCGUGGCACUUGCCGUUUUCCCCGUUAAUCAUUAACUUAACACUCAUUAACUCAUCCCCGGGGCGAGCCUCCUGAAGCUUAUACCUGGCUGUCAUACAUAACUUUGAAUUCUCAACAGCUGAGCCAAGAUGGCCACCGACUACAAGACUCAGAUUGCUGACAGCCUGUUGGGGAAAACAGGAGAGUUCGACGCAUUCUUUAGACUCUACGACGAGCUCCUUAACAUUGGUUCAAGGAGCUUUGUAGUUCAGAUUGACAACCCAUCACAGCAGAACUCUCGGCCUGUUUCUCAUGACUCCAUCAUCAUAGCCGCAAAGGUUUUAAAAGCCCAAAGCUCCCUCAGCCUCAAGGACACCAAAGAGGCCAUCCAAAAACGUCUUACAGCACAGAAGCUCUCCUCGCUUGAGGUAGACAUCGUCUUGAAAGUGGCUGUACAGCUGGCCUUUAUGGUCCACCCCAAUGUUUAUGACUCCCAUGGGCCCGCUUUCAGAAUCGGAUCUUAUCGGCCUGCGUCCUGGUUGUCAGAAGAGAGUUUCACCGACUUCGUCAGCAAGUCGUUCCCCCAUGUGUCUUCAACGAGGAUAUCGCGAGUCCAGGAUGCUCUCGCGGAAGAAAAGUCCCUCAAGGCCUGGAAGUUGAAAGAGCGAUUGGGCAUCAAAUUCCGACCGACCAACAAUUUGGCUGAGCAUCUUGUCUUCGACCCCGACAGCCAAAGUCUUUAUUUGUUUCACCACGCUGGAUAUCUCAAGGCCCAUCUGGACUUGUGGGAGCCCAAGAAGAACUCUAGGGACAUUGGAAUAGGAGGAGCCAUCGCCGAUGGAACAUUGAGCCCCCGGUUGCUAGCCGAGACUCUCCAUUCACUUCAGUCUAUUCUAUUCCGAUGGGGCGACGAAAAGUCCAAGGUUAUUCUCAACGAACUGAUCAAAAAACAGGGCUUUGACAGCUCUUGCGCUAUUCAUGAAGGAUACAAAAUGUUCAAAGAUGGUACCGGGGAUUUUGUUUACACCUUCUGGGGAGAGAGGCUCGCAAGCAUCCAUGACUUGAUGCGUGAGCGUCCUCCUCGGACAAAGUUCCAGAAGUGGAUCAAGUGGCAAACCACAGAAAGAAACUUCUUCCUUGUCGGCGGCCUUGCCUUGAUCAUUUCUGCUGUUGUUGGGAUAUUAAGUCUUGGUCUUUCUGGGUUUCAAGCAUACAUUGCGUGGCAGGCGUGGAAAGUCGGAAACCAACCACCUACCUAGGAGUGGUUAACCAUUACUAGAUCAGCAAUGCCGACACAACUCUAACAUCCUCGGACGUGGGUCAGUAGUUAUCUACCUAGGUACGAAACCAAAGGGAUCCGAUAAUGCCACGAGGUCAGACGAAAGAAAGAAAACACAAAAGCCCGGUUUUGAUUCUGUUAUGCACCAACCUCCGACCUGCCGCCCCUUCAUAAAACCUUGCUAGCAUAGCAUCUUCUCCAUGUCCUUCCCAAAACCAGCUGCCACCUUUUGUGGUUUGCCGUCAUUCGACAACAGUGUCGCUGGACUUGCUCGGAUCUGGCUCUCAAUCUCAUCGCAAGCAGCAAAGAACUCCUCCUCCGUCUUCUUGUAGGUGCCCAUCCAAAUGGCUACA
Messenger RNA from Podospora pseudocomata, 1652 nucleotides. RefSeq lists its product as uncharacterized. The record is from RefSeq and is a predicted model, not a curated record. The transcript is spliced from 2 exons. NCBI's taxonomy places the organism in Eukaryota, Fungi, Ascomycota, Sordariomycetes, Sordariales, Podosporaceae. Bases 170 to 1279 code for a protein of 369 amino acids.